This is a messenger RNA of Labrus bergylta (ballan wrasse), 2384 nucleotides long. The record is from RefSeq and is a predicted model, not a curated record. Lineage: Eukaryota; Metazoa; Chordata; Actinopteri; Labriformes; Labridae.
GUGUCUUUAGUCAAUGGGACUGCAAAGGCUCCCUUUCUGGGAGGAGGGAAUCCGUUUGCCACAGUCAAGCUGAGACCAACCGUCACGAAUGACAGAUCAGCGCCGGUCGUCUGACACCCAGCAGGAGGAUUAUCACAGGAGUCAUGCCUCCAUGGGGGUCAAAAACAAGGGGACCCCUGUGACACACCAGAUAUCACCCCAACCUGACGUCUCACCGGCCUGCAUGCUAGUCUCUCUCAGUACCAGUGUGCUCUAUUAUCUGGAUCCGUUGUUUCAUUGAACAAGUGUAUUUAACAUGUAUCCCAACAGGGAAAUAUUUCUCAAUCAACAGAUGAAACACAAGAACUCUGAACGUCUUUUGUUGUACAAAAACAAACAUUUUGUUUUUAAAGUAAAUGUCUGAGAACAAUCCAUCCCAAAAUUAACAUUCAGAAUUUGUCUAGUUGCCUAAAAUAGUUCAGAAUAAAAGCAGUGGAGUGCUGCUAGUGCAAAGCAAAAGAAGAAGGAAAUGUCUGGUUUACAUUUCAUGUCACUUUAAACAGCUCUGAGAUAAUAAAAAAAGCAGGCUUAUAACACUGAAAAUAAGUCUUGUUUACUGUAUAGAAGUAUCAUGCAAAAGCAGCCAAUCAGCAUGCAGCAUGUGAAUGAGCUGGCCCUGUCACUAUACCACAGAAACUCCUGCAGUAUAAGGAGAGGGAGCCAGUAAACGUUACCAUAUUAAAUGGCUAAUGCUGAAACAUGCUCACCAUAUAUAACUAGUAUUAGCUUAUGGUUUGAUUUCAUGAAAACCUAAAGGAUUAUAACUCUAAACAUCAGGAAAUAACACAAACUAGUAAACAUGCUAAUUGAAAGUGGAAGUGUAAAAAAACAAACCCAGAUUCUUCCAGUCCUUUCAUCCUAACAGUAGGUUAAAAAAAUCUCAAAACUUUUUUGACAAACAUUACCUUAAACCUAAACGGGCUUAAAAGCAAAUGAAUUAGAAUGAACAAGGAUUUGUUUUAGUAAAUGUUAGCAUGAACUGUUGAUGCAGUUAUAAACUGCAUUUAGCAUUAUAACACACAGCUUAAAUAUAGGUAUGAAGGCUUGUUGCAGUGGUUCCCAACCUCUGGUAAACCCCAAUUUAUACAGACCACAUACAGCUUUUGGCUAAAAUUCAUUUGUUUUUAAUCAUGUAUUAUAAAAAAAUGUUUUACUAUGUUUCAAGUAAACAUUGAUUUUAGACCACAUUCAGGCUUUUCAUGUAUAUUAUUGUGAACAGAGGAAGAAUCUGCAAGUUUCUUGUUUUGGCUUUGGCUAUAAUGGCCCACAGUAGCCUAUGUUCACUAUAUUUAAUAUACAAUAUAUUUUUUAUUCAUCAAUAAAUACAAAUUUCAUGGGACCCCAUUUGAAUGCUAUUCGUUCGGGACCCGGAGGUUGGGACAGCCUGACUUAUUAUGUUCUGUGUUCAGAGCUUUUAUUCCCAUGCUUAACGAGAUAAAACCAGAGUCUUCAUUUUGGGGUGGACUGUCCCUUUAAGAGGGUUUGUUUUCCUGCAGUCCGCAGUGUUUGAAUACAGAUAAAAGAGACGCUAAAGAAAGUGAAGAAAAGCUGAUGCUGAUGAAAAAGACACAGGCUGUUUUCCUGACUUGCCAACAAAAAAAAACAUCUGAUAUGUUAUUAUUUCUAUUUUUAUUGACUAUGUUUGUGUUUCUUUUUUAAAAAAAGGAAUUGUGAUAUAAAAGGUUGUGAGAAUGAAGGGAGAGUGAUGUGUUGGGGGAGAAAAAAAAGGUUUGUCAUUUGAGUGAAGGCAAAACAGUACGUCACGAUUUCAAAUGAGAAGGCUAUUUAUAUUUAGUCAAUUUGUUUAAGAUAUUUAAAUAAGAUUUGUAUACAGGAGUCAAUUCUGUGUAGUGUCCCUCGAAAUAAGACAGACAUUGUUGUCACCAUCACUCGUUGUUUCUGAUUUGACGGCUGAUAUGUAUUUCAAAUGAGAAGAAUGACCUUUCGAUGAAAGGAAUAUUUGUCGCUCCUCAUGGCUUUACUGUUAAAUGUAGAUUCUGUGAGCAUUGUGCAGUUUAUGCAAAUAAAAAAUGUACCUUACUGGUAGCCAUUUGCAGCAUAUAAAGAAAAAAAGAAAGUGGGUCACUGUUUGAAAUCUGAUCAAGUAUUAAGUGUUCUGUGAGGAAAAGGACUUUUUCUUUGCCUGUGUUUCCUUUACAGAAUAUAAAUGUAUGAAGAGAAACUGAUUGAGCUGUUUUUUUUUACCCUCACAGACUCACUGAUGUAAAGUGUGUAAGUGAACCCAACAUACAAAUAUAAUUAAUCUGCCUUCUACAGAGUAUCCUGCCACUGUGUUGACCAGUGUAGUCUUUUUUUCUGAAUAAAACAAGGUUAAGUCAAAGUUG